AUGUCAGCCAACUGGUCCAUCAUCCUGCCCACGGCCUCCUAUGACAAUGUCAACUCCACCUCUCCCUCCAUCUCCACCUCCCUUUCCUCCUCCUCCUCCUCCUCCUCCUCCUCUUCCUUCAUCCCCCUCUCCUCCCCCUCCCCGUCCAUGUCCCCGUGGGUGGCCCCCACCUUCACGGUGGCGGCACGCUUCCGCGUGGCGGCCACGGCGGUGCUCUUCGUCUUCGCUGCCCUGAGCAACAUGGCGGUGCUGCUGAGCGUGACGCGGGGCCGGGGUCGCCGCCUGGCCUCGCACUUGCGGCCGCUCAUCGCCAGCCUGGCCUCCGCCGACCUGGUCAUGACCUUCGUGGUGAUGCCCCUGGACGCCGUGUGGAACGUGACGGUGCAGUGGUACGCGGGCGACGCCAUGUGCAAGCUGCUGUGCUUCCUCAAGCUGUUCGCCAUGCACUCGGCGGCGUUCAUCCUGGUGGUGGUGAGUCUGGACCGCCACCACGCCAUACUGCACCCGCUGGACGCACUGGACGCUGGGAGGCGCAACAAGAGGAUGCUGCUGGUUGCCUGGAUACUCAGCGUGCUGAUGGCAUCUCCACAGCUGUUCAUCUUCCGUGCGGUGAAGGCGGAGGGGGUGGACUUCGUGCAGUGCGUGACGCACGGCAGCUUCCAGCAGCGCUGGCAGGAGACGGCCUACAACAUGUUCCACUUUGUCACCCUCUACGUCUUCCCGCUGCUCGUCAUGAGCUUCUGCUACACGCGCAUCCUGGUGGAGAUCAACCGCCAGAUGCACAGGAACAAGGGCACCAAAGGUGAGCCAUGCCUGCGGCGUAGCGGCACGGACAUGAUCCCCAAGGCGCGCAUGAAGACCCUGAAGAUGACCAUCGUGAUCGUGGCCUCCUUCGUCAUCUGCUGGACCCCUUACUACCUGCUGGGCAUCUGGUACUGGUUCCAGCCGCGCAUGCUCCAGGUGACCCCAGAGUACGUCAACCACACGCUCUUCGUCUUCGGCAACCUCAACACCUGCUGCGACCCGGUCAUCUACGGUUUCUACACGCCCUCGUUCCGUGCCGACCUGCAGAGGUGCUGCCGAUGGAGGAGGCGGCGGCAGAUGAACGCCUCCCCCAAGUCGCUGGACCACCUGUCGGGGCGCCGCGGCUGCGGCGGCGGUGGGGGGCACAGUGGAGAGGCGGAGUCGGACCUGGGCAGCGGUGACAAUCCCAGCGGCAACAUGGCCUAA
Engraulis encrasicolus (European anchovy) is the source of this 1230-nucleotide messenger RNA. RefSeq names its product gonadotropin-releasing hormone II receptor-like. Lineage: Eukaryota; Metazoa; Chordata; Actinopteri; Clupeiformes; Engraulidae. Gene Ontology annotation, molecular function: protein-hormone receptor activity; peptide binding; G protein-coupled receptor activity. Gene Ontology annotation, biological process: cellular response to hormone stimulus; G protein-coupled receptor signaling pathway. The transcript is spliced from 4 exons. Bases 1 to 1230 code for a protein of 409 amino acids. The record is from RefSeq and is a predicted model, not a curated record. Gene Ontology annotation, cellular component: plasma membrane.